UAGCAGAAAUUGUGAAGAGGAAACUCCAUGUUGUAACAAAGUUUCCUCCGCGGGCGCCUCUUUCUCUCUCCCCCUUUUUUGUUUUUAUUCCCCCCCCCAUUUCCCUUCCCCCUUUUUUCCUUUUGUUGGGGGGGCCAUUUCCCCCCCGCUCCCCGCCGCCCGAUCCGCCCCCGAAGUAACUCCUGGAGGAUCGGAGCGCGGCGGGAGGAGCCAGCGGAGGAGGGACCCCCCCGGCCAACACUUCUGGGCUAAUGGACAGUCAGUCCAUGAUCACCCAGGUUAGCAAGGAAGAGGCGAACACCCCUCUGCAGGAGAAAGGUGCUCACAGCCCAUCGCCGUCCAAGAAACCCCGGAACCGCAGCAUCUUCCAGUCCCUCUUCUGCUGCCUCUGCCAUGACGCCUCGGACCCCGUCCCGGUCAACAACAACGCGCCGCUGCUGGUGGAGGAGAACGGCGUCGUGCCCAAGGCCGCUGUCAAGUACCUCCUGCCCGAGAUCAAACCCCAGGACGCCAGCAAGCUGUGUGUGGUCAUCGACCUGGACGAGACGCUGGUGCACAGCUCCUUCAAGCCCGUGAACAACGCCGACUUCAUCAUUCCUGUCGAGAUUGACGGCAUCAUGCACCAGGUGUACGUGCUGAAGCGCCCGUACGUGGACGAGUUCCUGCGGCGCAUGGGUGAGCUCUUCGAGUGUGUGCUCUUCACCGCCAGCCUGGCCAAGUACGCGGAUCCUGUGGCCGACCUGCUGGACAAAUGGGGAGCUUUCCGCGCCCGCCUCUUCCGCGAGUCCUGCGUCUUCCACCGCGGCAACUACGUGAAGGACCUGAGCCGCCUGGGCCGGGAUCUGAGCCGCAUCAUCAUCGUGGACAACUCCCCAGCCUCCUACAUCUUCCACCCCGACAACGCGGUGCCGGUGGCGUCGUGGUUUGAUAACAUGGCCGACACAGAGCUCCUGGACCUGCUGCCUUUCUUUGAGGGACUCAGCAAAGUGGACGACGUUUAUACAGUGCUAAAGCAGCACCGGACUAGCAGCUAGUGACCCGGGGCCGGGCGAGAUGCCAGCCUGGCAGGAUUCCCCAGCCUCCCCCUGCCGGCCACCCCACUGAUCUACCCACGAGCCCCAGCGUCAGCCUGCAGCUUCUCCAGGGCGCAGAGCGGAGGCUGUGGCAGGCGGCAGGGGGGCUGGGCGGGGAGCCCAGUGUGGGGCUCACACCCGCCAGGCAUGGGGGAGACGCCCGGCUGCAUCACUGGAAACCAGCCACAAACCUGGACUUUUGUCGUCACGUAACGGUUCUUCUCCUGUAAACUGGGGAGGGCCAGAGGGCAACAGAACCACGGCCCGGUCCCCUCUGAUUGGGCUGGAGGGCAACAGAACCACAGCCCAGUUCCCUCUGAUUGGGCUGGGGGGUCGAGAACCACGGCCCGGUCCCCUCUGAUUGGGCUGGGGGGCAACAGAACCACGGCCCAGUCCCCUCUGAUUGGGCUGGGGGGUCGAGAACCACGGCCCGGUCCCCUCUGAUUGGGCUGGGGGGUCCAGAACCACGGCCCGGUCCCCUCUGAUUGGACUGGGGGGUCCAGAACCACAGCCCGGUCCCCUCUGAUUGGGCUGGAGGGUCCAGAACCACAGCCCGGUCCCCUCUGAUUGGGCUGGAGGGCCCAGAACCACAGCCCGGUCCCCUCUGAUUGGGCUGGGGGGCCCAGAACCACGGCCCGGUCCCCUCUGAUUGGGCUGGAGGGCCCAGAACCACAGCCCGGUCCCCUCUGAUUGGGCUGGAGGGCCCAGAACCACGGCCCGGUCCCCUCUGAUUGGGCUGGGGGGUCCAGAACCACGGCCCGGUCCCCUCUGAUUGGGCUGGGUGGUCGAGAACCACGGCCCGGUCCCCUCUGAUUGGACUGGGGGGUCCAGAACCAGAGGCUGAGCUGAGCGGAGCUGCUGGGUAGCCCAGGGUCUGGGGGGGGAGGGCAGCUCGGCCCCCCAGGCUCCAGACAUAAGGGGACAGGGAUGGACACUAAGGUGAGAUUUCCUGGGUGGCUGUUAACCCUUUCCCUUCUGGUUAUAUGGAAGGUGCCCCCCCGCAACGGUUCUUACUUCCUCAUCUCCUCUGGGCCUCACCGGGAAAUCGGAUUUCUAGGUGCCUUGGGACUGGGGGCCAUUGACCCCCUGAGCCAGCACUGCUUGGCUUAUGCAAAUGUCACCUUUCCCUGCAGUGCAUUGUGGGGCUUUAACCCCUCCCCCCCCGAGGAACUGCCAUUGCGGCUGUCAGAAGCCAUCAAGGUGCUCCCAUGCUGUGGUUGGUUAGAGCAGGGAGUGGGCUGGGCUGUUGGGUUGAGCCCACCCCAGCCCUGGAGAGGGUGGAGAGGGGGCAGUGGGAUCGCCCCAAGAGGGUCUCUGCUGGCCAUGGCUGGUAGCAGCUCUCCUGUCUGAGGGGCUGGACCUGCUGGCCCAUGAGCUCCCUGGUGGCCGGGGGCUCCUGCAUUCCCAGCAGAUAAGGUGGGAGGGUGCAGUGACACCAGCAAAGAGCAACUCCACGGGCCAGCUCUAGAGAGACACCACCAGUGCCUGGAAGGAUGCCCCCAUCCCCUUAACUCUGCCCUUCCCCAGGGAGCCAGGCCUGCAGGAUUCACACCUGUGGAGAAACAAGCAGCAUCUCUGACUGCAGCUGUUGGGGGGGCCUCCUUCCUCUGGGAUCAUGUUUAUGUCUCUUUCUCUUUAGUGCCUUCAGCCCUCCCUGCCACUCUCCAAACGGUUGGGGGGGCAGAUUCCCGGGCUUUGGGACUGGCUCAAACCUCUGCCUUCUCACUGUGUUCAGAACCGUAAAUGCCCCCGAACUGACCCCUGCCUGCCUGGGGAGCGUACUGUAGAGAUUGUGCCUUGGGACACCAUGUCCCAUCCACCCCCUAACCUCUGGGGAGCCUGGGGGGCCUUGGAUCUGCUCACCGCUGCACCUAGCGGGACUGGGGGUGCUAGCCCCAGCCCCCGUGAGUGGGGCAGUGGGGUGGUUCAGUGGCCGUUCUGAUGGGAAUGGGGGUCUCCCUCACCCCCCCCCCCAACCAAAUUGCUCCCAAAGCUUCAGCUCUUACUCUGGGUUCGGGGAGCAGGGAUUUUGAGGAGGGCAGAGGGAGAUACUCUCCCCCCUGAACCGAUUGCCCCCCAGCCGCUUCCCAGGGCCACAUUCAGGUUCACUGGAGACCUGCUUUGCACUGCCCUCCCCCAGGCUCCCCACAACACCCCCUUGUGCCCCACACCACUAGGGGGCGCUGUCUCGGGAAGGCGCCCCCUUUCUGUUGCCUUAACUGUUUUGUAUGCGAGUUGGUCUCAGCCGUGCCUUGUGGCGGUGGCAUUGCCACCGCUGAUCUCUGUCGCCUUAGCUCGGGAAAUGUCCCUCAGGGAGAGGUCUGGGAGGGCCAAGUGCAGGGGGAGUCAUGCAUUUUAACCGGGCACUUUUAGCUCAUAUAAAUAUGUAUCAUGUGUAUAUAUAUUUUUAGGGAAAGCAACGGCGACACAAGUCACCAGAGGAUUUUUACAGCUGGUGUUUUUAACGAUGUUCCUGGGAGAUGGUUAUUUUUCUGGUUGGGGUGGUUCCUCCUGUGAAGAAGCAGGGAGGGAUUUGGGGAGGGGGGUGGGUAUUUUGUCUGCUGGAUGAUGUCUGUAUUGGAUGCACACAGCCCUUCUCCAAAUGCCUGCCCCCCCCCCCCCCGAGUCCUAGGGUGCGCCCAGGGCCCAAGAGCCAACCGCCUCCAUCUUACGGUGCUGGGCUUCCAAGGAAAGUUUUAGCUCUUUAAAAUCCGGGCCCUUCAUUUGGUUUGGUUUGUUGGUUUUCCUUUCUGACUUAGUAACUGCCAGGUGAAAACAACUGGAGUGUGUGUCAAUUUCACACCUCCAAAUUUGUUCAUUUUCAUACACAUCUAUCUAUCCGCAAAAAGAACAGGAGGACUUGUGGCACCUUAGAGACUAACACAUUUAUUUCAGCAUGAGCUUUCCUGAGC
Messenger RNA from Gopherus evgoodei (Goodes thornscrub tortoise), 3985 nucleotides. It is a transcript of the gene CTDSP1, whose product is annotated as CTD small phosphatase 1. NCBI's taxonomy places the organism in Eukaryota, Metazoa, Chordata, Testudines, Testudinidae. The record is from RefSeq and is a predicted model, not a curated record. Bases 252 to 1034 code for a protein of 260 amino acids. Gene Ontology annotation, molecular function: RNA polymerase II CTD heptapeptide repeat phosphatase activity. The transcript has 7 exons.